AUGAUAAUAGACAACAAUGCAGUGAAGACGUCUAUUUCUGGAUCUCCACCUAAAAUUACGAUUAAAAAAGGGUCAGAUCCUUUAGCCAAUCGCAGACGGUGUGUCCGGGGACUGUUCACUCCAGAGAUAUCUGGGUUCUAUCGGGGGGACAGAUGGAACUCUCUCGUCUGUAACAACAGACAUUUCUCCAGCCAAGCCGACUGGCGGAAAUGUCUAAAGGGCAAAACUUUGUACUUUAUAGGAGACUCUACUAUACGGCAAUGGUGGGAACAUUUGGUCAGCAUCUUGAAAAUGACUGAAACGCAUAUUCCGGAGGCCGUACACAACACUGGACCACUGCUUGCCAAAGAUCGUGUAGAUAACAUAACGGUUAACUUUCGUAUCCAUGGACCGCCUCUUCGUGCUGGUUUUACUCGGACGACUCUGUUGAAGUACGCCGCUAACGCCAUUGAUGACAUUAAAGGAGGAGCGAAUGAUGUGGUCGGUAUUACCUUAUGGGCCCACUUCACUUCGUUUCCUGUGCACGUUUACAAGAAAAGGAUAGAAGCCGUCCGUGCUGCAGUAGAACGGUUACUCCGCAGGAGUCCUGAAACACUCGUGGUCAUCAAGUCGGCAAACACACGCAUGGGCAAUGAGCUGAUCAGCGGGGAUUGGCUGGCGCACAAGCUGGACUUAAUGAUGAGAGAAACUUUCCGCGGGAUGGACGUUGUGCUCGUAGAUGCCUGGGAAAUGACAAAUGCACAGCACUGGCACGGGGAUAAUAUUCACCCUGUCAAGGAAAUCGUCCUACAAGAACUAGAGUUUCUCUGUUCUUUUAUUUGUCCCCUGUGA
This is a messenger RNA of Branchiostoma belcheri (Belcher's lancelet), 831 nucleotides long. Its product is annotated as NXPE family member 3-like. The record is from RefSeq and is a predicted model, not a curated record. NCBI's taxonomy places the organism in Eukaryota, Metazoa, Chordata, Leptocardii, Amphioxiformes, Branchiostomatidae. Bases 1 to 831 code for a protein of 276 amino acids. The transcript is spliced from 3 exons.